This is a messenger RNA of Postia placenta MAD-698-R-SB12, 579 nucleotides long. RefSeq lists its product as hypothetical. Gene Ontology annotation, biological process: mitochondrial respiratory chain complex I assembly. The coding region runs from base 1 to 579 and encodes 192 amino acids. The record is from RefSeq and is a predicted model, not a curated record. The transcript is spliced from 2 exons. Gene Ontology annotation, cellular component: mitochondrial inner membrane. NCBI's taxonomy places the organism in Eukaryota, Fungi, Basidiomycota, Agaricomycetes, Polyporales, Adustoporiaceae.
AUGAACAUGCUUGUUCGCUCCGCUACUCGCGCUCUAUCUCUAAGGACAUCUGGCCAACGAUUUCUGCAUGCCUCGCCGUACAGACUGAAUCAAGCUGGUGGUUUCACCAACAUGCUAGAAGGCGGACCUGCACCUGCCGUCCAGGUGAAAACUAUUACGCCAGACGGCAUUCAGCUCGCGGACGGACUUGUGAUACCCUCUGCGUGCAUAUUCCUUGACGGUAAAGUUUUCCUGUGGGAUGUUCCGGAGAAGCAAUGGGAGGGCUGGGACAAGAAGCAUUUCGAAAUAUUUGAGAUGGUCGUACCCAAACCGGGUGAGACUUGGACACUCUUGUUGCUACACAAUGUGUCGAAUUAUUCUCUGCCGCCUGUAGAAAUCCUGUUGUUGGGGACAGGUAAGACGGUGUCGUUCGUCCCUCCUGCACUUCGGCAAUACCUCAAUCAAACCGGUAUACAAGUCGACGUGAUGAGCACGUGGAAUGCCUGUUCUACGUACAACUUACUCACGGAGGAAGGCCGACGCGUUGCGGCGGCCCUUCUGCCUCUUACCGCUCGGUCGUGGAGCCGGGUCUCAGAGUGA